UUUCCGUGAAAAGAAGUGCGCAUCCUCGCUCGACAAACAGACUAUCAUGAGCGGCAACUUGGACUCGAUGUCCUGUGCCCUGUGGGGUCGUGGUGCGGCGCCACAAAACGAGCUGGGACUGUUCUUCGCUCUGGUCAACCUGGUGAUUCACCUGCCUUUUACUGACCUGCCCAUACUCCGGGACUACGAGCUGGGAGAGCUGCAAAAGCAAUACGACUACGUCAUCGUGGGCGGUGGUUCUGCUGGAUGCGUGAUCGCCAACCGGCUGUCAGCAAACCCCAACGUCACGGUGCUGCUUCUCGAAGCCGGAGGACUGGAGACGGCAUCCCGGCAGAUACCGGGAGCGGCUCCCUUCAACCUAAGAGGACACGACGACUGGGAUUACCACAGCGUUCCACAGAGCAACGCCGCUCUCUCCUUCCGCGGACAGCGACUGCCACUCCCACGCGGCAAGGUACUCGGCGGCAGCAGCGUGCUCAACUUCCUGAUCUACAUGCGGGGUAAUCCCAAGGACUACGACCGAUGGGUGCGAGAGUACGGCGCCACUGGCUGGGGAUACGAAGACGUGCUCCCACAUUUCAAGGAGAUCGAGGACUACCGUGCCGGACCACUGGACGAGUACCACGCAAGCGGAGGUGAGGUACCAGUGGACUAUGCGAACACCAGCACGCUACUCAGCGAUCUCCUUCUCAAGGCUUGCAACCAGUCCGGUUAUCGCUAUGUGGACUACAAUGGACCAACGCAGUCAGGCUGCUCUCGUGCGCAAGCCAACGUGGGAAACGGCGAGCGCUUUAGUUCGAGCAAGGCCUUCAUCCAGCCCAUCGUCGGAGUGAGGAAAAACCUACACGUGGCCUUAUUCAGCCAAGUCACAAAGGUGAACUUCCAAAAAAGGCGAGCCGUGGGCGUAGCCUUCACAAGGUACGGCAAGCCUCAGAAUGUGUCGGCUGGGCGAGAGGUGAUACUGUCAGCGGGAACCGUGGGAUCCGCCCAGCUCCUGUUGCUCUCCGGGGUGGGGCCCAAGAAGCAGCUGGAGAGUUUGCAGAUUCCAGUGAUUGCUGACCUUCCAGUCGGGCGCAAUCUACAAGACCAUUUGGUACUUCAGAUGGCCCCUCCCGUCAGUACGAACGUGGACGCUGGUAUCCCGCCUUUCAGCUUGGAUGAUAUCCAGCAGUAUAACUGGAACAAAAGUGGCACGAUCGCAAUACCGGCUAGCACCGAGUUCGUGCAGUUCCUGCACACGGACCAUGCGACGGACGGCGACAUUCCAGACAUCGAAAUAGCCCCGGCUUCGACCUCGCCGGCCAGUCAGCUGUUCAAGUCCGCAAUGGUGGAGCUGGGCCUGUUACCAGAGGCUUUUGACCGCAUAAUUGGACCUACGGACGGAAGGCUCGGCUUUCGUAGCGUAGUCAUCCUCAACCGGCCAAAGUCAAGGGGCGCCAUCACGCUUCGAUCUGCUGACCCUUACGACUACCCGGAUAUCGACCCAAGAAUUCUUCAUCACCCUGAUGACGUUAAGAGGGCCGCUAAAGGCACGAUAAAGUUCAUCCGCGAGGUGCUGGGCACGAAGGCCAUGCAGAGCAUCGGUGCCAAGCCGUGGAACGUUACCUUUCCUCCGUGUGCUAAGGCGGGAGCCUUGUGGAGCCAGAAAUACACCGAGUGCCUGUUCCGCCACGCCGCGCAUACUAUAUGGCACCUCUGCUGCACAGUGGCUAUGGGAUCGCACUCGGAAGCUGUCCUAGACGAACGACUCCGGGUCCGAGGCAACGUGACGAAUCUCCGAGUGGCCGACGCUUCUGUGAUGCCCGACAUUGCGAGCGGUCACACAAAUGCGGUGGCAAUGAUGAUCGGCAGCAAGGCGGCCGCUAUGAUCAUAGAGGACAAUAAAGGACCACAAUGCCAUUAUGUGUGACUUGCAAGACUCCCGGUAGCGUU
Dermacentor silvarum is the source of this 1932-nucleotide messenger RNA. Its product is annotated as 4-pyridoxate dehydrogenase. The transcript has 11 exons. The record is from RefSeq and is a predicted model, not a curated record. Gene Ontology annotation, molecular function: flavin adenine dinucleotide binding; oxidoreductase activity, acting on CH-OH group of donors. Bases 47 to 1909 code for a protein of 620 amino acids. NCBI's taxonomy places the organism in Eukaryota, Metazoa, Arthropoda, Arachnida, Ixodida, Ixodidae.